This is a messenger RNA of Cavia porcellus (domestic guinea pig), 3649 nucleotides long. RefSeq names its product RWD domain containing 2B (gene Rwdd2b). The transcript is spliced from 5 exons. The record is from RefSeq and is a predicted model, not a curated record. Lineage: Eukaryota; Metazoa; Chordata; Mammalia; Rodentia; Caviidae. Bases 567 to 1439 code for a protein of 290 amino acids. Gene Ontology annotation, molecular function: protein binding.
AACACUAGUGGUAAGCGAGACUGCGAGUCUCUCCGCUCUAGCGGGGGACGAGUACCAUCAAUCAGGACAAGGCCGGAGCGAUGGCACAGCCUUCCUUUGAGCUGCUCGUCUGCUCAUUGGUCAAAACCGCCGUCGCGUUUCCUAGCCCCGCCUACAGAUGGUCAUGGGCCCAAUCAGUUUUCAAACCUGAGUGCGCCUGCGCAUAGGAAGUUUUUUUGGGCAGUGGAGUAUGGAUCCUGGUGUUUGGGAGGAAAAAAAGGGAAGAAAUUAAUGGAAAAUAUCUGCGAGGAGAAAUGACUCCAAUCAAGAAACUAAAGUUUUACUGCAGUAACUGAACUUGAGUCCGGAAAUUCUCUUGAAAGGUUUUUGUUGAGGGGGGACUGAUAACCAUUAAUGAAAAUAAUUCGGCAAUUAAAUUAUUUGUGACGUCUCUCUCAUAAUUUUCUGUGUAUAAGUCACUGUGUCCUGUGUUCCAGUUCAUCCUCCAGACUCUAAACUCACAAGAUACCCUCUCCUAACUUCACUCCGUGGAUCAUUUUAAACAAGAAACUUACAGAUGUGCAAGAAUGACUGCAAUAGAGCAGGCUGAGGCCCAGCUCUCAGAGUUAGAUCUACUGGCCAGUAUGUUCCCUGGUGAAAGUGAGUUCAUCGUCAAUGACCAGCUUGCUUUAGCAGAACUGAAAGAUUGUGUUGAGAAGAAGACAAUGGAGGGGAGGUCUUCAAAAGUCUACUUUACCAUCAAUAUGAACCUGCACAUAUCUGAGGAAGUAAUGGUAACGUUUUCUCUGGCCUGUGUUCUUCCCUUUAAAUAUCCUGAAGUCCUGCCUGAAAUUACUGUCAGGUCAGCAUUAUUAAGCAGACUGCAACAAUCUCAGCUGAAUGUAGAUCUGACUGCUUACUUGCAGAGAAAUUGUCUUGGAGAUGUCUGUAUACUGAAUGCCACAGACUGGGUGAGAGAACACGCCUCUAGCUAUGUCAGCAGAGAUGUCCUGACUUCCCCCACCACAGCAAGUUCAGUCCAGCCAGUUGAUCUCAUUGUUACAAGGCUCUGGAUCUACAGCCAUCAUAUCUACAGUAAAUGGAAGAGAAAGAAUAUCCUGGAGUGGACUAGAGAGCUUUCCCUAUCCGGGUUUAGCAUGCCUGGGAAGCCUGGUGUUGUUUGCGUGGAAGGCCCACAAAGUGCCUGUGAAGAAUUCUGGUCAAGGCUUCGAAAAUUAAACUGGAAGAGAAUUCUAAUCCGCCAUCGAGAAGACAUUCCUUUUGAUGGUACAGACGAUGAAAUGGAGAGACACAGAAAAUUUUCCACUUUUGAGGAAAAAGUGUUCUUUGUUAAUGGAGGCAGAGGGAAUCACAUGGACUUCGGUCAGCUUUAUCAUUUCUUAAACACCAAAGGAUGUGGGGAUGUUUUCCAGAUGCUCUUUGGCGUGGAAGGACAGUGACUAAAGAAGGGUGGGUCAAUGUAUUUUGCCACUUGUGGCCUCGUUUUCCCCCUACUCUUUCGUGAAAGGUUAAUUUUAUUUUAAUUCCAUUCUAGAAUGGUAGGAAAAAAUAAAAUGUGAAAGUCAGAUAGUUUCAAUGAAACUGUAAAAAAUAAGUCAUGAUUGAAAACAAAACUGUUUUAAAUUAUUGUCUUUAAUUUAUCAAUAGAAAUUUCUUUUUUUUUUUCUUUUUUGUCUUUUUCAUUUUUAUCGGUACCAGGGAUCGAACUUAUGACUGCCUGCUUGCAAGACAGGCGCUUAUGCCGCUGAGCUAAAUCCCCAGCCCCCAAUAGAAAUUUCUUGACAUAUAAACUCGUUUUGGAAGAGAAAUUAAUUAUAUAUGAAGACAGUGUUGGUGGCCUAGCUGUUCUGCAUACCCUCCCCCUCUAUCUGGAAUCACUAAAGAACCCAGAAAGCAAUCUGUUCAUUCUUCCAAGCUGUCACAGCUCUAGCUGGCCUAAAGUCACAGCUGACAGAUUUCUGGGAAAACAUUAUUUCCUAGUUGAAAAUGAUACAUGUAUCUAAUGCCACCUUUCCCCUCUUUCUGCCACAAAUACUGAAGUGAAGGCUGGCGCUGUAGGACCCUUUCAGAUGCAAUGGAAGGAUGGACCUAGAGCAUCUCAGAGAUGCCAGGCAGUUUCUAGACAUCUUGGUAUAAACCAUUUUUGUUUAAAUUUUCGUGCUUGUUACUAGAACUUGAAAGCUAACUCGUCAACAAGAUUUCUGAGAGGUUUAGUUUUGUACCCACCCUAACCAUUUGAUACACAAAGUGUGAUGUUUUUCUUAAAUGGAUUUGCAGCUCAUCCCACAUUUUGUACCCUUUGUUCCUGGUUUUGCCUCCCUGAGGCAUGAGUUGAGCAGACCUUUUUUUUUUUUUAAACAGGAGUCAUCAGUUCAUCAAAUUGGUAAUUUAGGGAGGCUGGUUUUGGGCAGAUUGGAUUUUUGACGAUCUUUUCACUCUAGAAAUAGCUUUUGUUGAUAAGUUGAUCUGCAAUCAAAUCUCACCUGAUUUUUGAGUCCUUCAUAAAUCAGUUCUAAAAACAUGUAUCAAAUGUUUAUUAAUUUCUAGUAUUCUGAUUGCUACUGUGUGCUGGAAAUUCUUUGGUCAGACUUGGGUGGAGUCAAAGUGAGAUGUAAUACAUUGUUUAUGUUAGUUGGAAGCAACAUAUAUGCUCAUUACUGAAGGAAUCAUUAAGUAAAGUACUGCAUGUAAUCUAAUACUAUGUAGAAUUCAGAAAGAAUCAAAUAGAAUAAGGUAAAGUGGGUAGAUAUUAAAUCUAAAAGUGGGUAAACACAAAUGAGAACCAGCACAGUGCCACUCUGUAAGUCUUCUUCCCAGCUACCCACCUCGUGCUAGCCCCGUCCUUGUCUAGUAAUACAAAUUCUUUCUGGGCCACUGGCAUAUAGCCAGCUCUGAUGAGCUGCGUGUCCAGUGCCAUGACUUUCUGGCCGCUAUGAUAUUUGGAUAAAAUUUGUCUGUUUGUUUUGUUUUUGUUUUUGGUACUGGGGAUCAAACUUAUGACCUAGCGCUUGCCAGGCAGGUGCUUGUGCCACUAAGCUAAAUCCCUGGCCAACAGAUUUGGAUAAAAUAUGAUAUCCCUGUGGGCCACCCAAAGGACGAGAGGAUGAUAUUGCUUCUGCAAGAAGAACCAAACUGUGAAACUUUUCAGUCUUUGUACAUUAGCCUAGUAAAAAUAGACAUUGCCAUGUAUAAAUAGUUCUCUGAUGUACACCAAAACAUAGAAUGCAAUGAGAUUUGUAAGUUCUCUGCCCUAAGACAGACCUCUUGUCAAAUAUAGAUAUUUAUGGUCAUUAAGACAUAGUAAGAGUACAGUUUCCAACCUGAUUAACAAAUUCUUUUGAAAAUCGGUAAAAGUAUUACAGUCAUCAAGAGUAAAUGUCAUUAUGUCCUUCCUGUGUUGUAUAAAACACAACAAAAGCUAUUAUUAAUUGUAAUUAAAUGUGAAAGUAUAAAAAAUACAGUUGUCUUAGACUUCUACCAAUGAUAAAUAUUGUCAAGUGUAAAAUUGUGCUGUAUGAUUGGGUAUAUAUUUGUUCCAUGGUAUGAAUUUGUCAUUGUAUUAAUCUGCUCUAAUAACUUGAACUGGAAUCAUCUGUGGUGAUAAAUCUUGUACUACUCCCAAAUCAAAUCAAAUCAUUUUUUAAAGGUA